This is a messenger RNA of Oldenlandia corymbosa var. corymbosa, 1333 nucleotides long. The record is from the annotation of a GenBank genome assembly. NCBI's taxonomy places the organism in Eukaryota, Viridiplantae, Streptophyta, Magnoliopsida, Gentianales, Rubiaceae.
UAUAAUACUAAUAUACUACUAGUUACCAUUUGAAAAGCGUUGGUUUCCACAAAGCAUUGCAUUUGUUCAUGCUCCUUAAUUGCUGCCCAGUGAAGACAUUAUCACAGUAGUAGGUAAAAAAAAAAAAGUGGAAUCAGGAAAAAUGUAAGAAUAUGAUGCAAGACUGACUUUUAUUUAUUUUCUCAAUCGUCCAAAAAAAAUUAAAUAUAUAUAUAUAGUAGAAGUUGAGUUUUGAGAAUUAUUUCUUUGGGGACAGAGGUAGCAUUUUUAGGGGGCCAUUUGGCGUAGCUCUCAGAUCUCUAUGACUACAAUUGUUUGGUCUAAUUUCUUUGUUGUUCUUCCUUUUGUUGUUCUUAACAUCUUUUUGACUAUUGUGUUUAUCACUUCAUCACCUUCCACUGUUUGAAAUCAGAGAAAGAAAGGCAUAAAUAUGUCUCUGAUUUACCCAAGAGAAGAAGAAGAGGCUGGAGCGUAUCAUGACUGCGAGUUUGAUCCCAAUGCAGAUUUUGCACAGUUCUUAGAAGAAGCAAGAAACCAUAAAUGUGAAGAGGAACCUAAAGGGGCUAACAUAGAGGUAGAACAAAACAUUGAGGGAAAUGGUUGUCAAGCACUGGCAUCAAAUGGAGGAGCAAAAAGGAGCAACAGGAAAUCAUGGAGAAGCUCAUUGUUUUCUUGGUUGAUAAAAAGUGACAAGAAAAACAAGCGUCCAGUAGUAGUGGAAACAUUACAACAACCACAUAAACUGAGGCGCGGCGGGACGGCAAUUUCUGGUCCAAUAAUACAUGGUGGUGGUGGUGGUGAUGACCUAAUGGCGGCCGGCCGCGGUGGCAGGACUAAUUUUUCCGGGGCAUUGCUAACUAGAAGAAGAAGACUCAAUCCAGAUGAAGCAGCAGCUAAAAGUGAAAGACAAGAGGAGGCUGAAGCAAUUGGUAGGAUACCUUAUGUUUGUCUAAACCAUCUUAACAAUGCUCCCCGGACGCCUCGUAAUGCUCAAAACUAUGGUCCUCUUUACUUGGUGUCGUAGUAAGUAAACCAACGACCCUGUUUCUGUAGGCUUGAUCAGAUUUUCACAUGUAAUUUUUUAAUCAAGUUUUUUAUCAUUAACAAAACACUAGUCAUUUUUACAGUAGACGUGAUGAUGCCAACUGCCAAGUGUGUAAACCGAUAACCAUUGUCUUCCUAAUUACUACUAGCUUUUAGAUUAGUUAUUGAGCUGUGAAGAUAAAGGCAUCAUUGAUAGUAUAUUAUUUAUUUACUAGGCUGUUUGGGAUUUUUCAAUAAGACAAAAUGCAUAAAACCACCAAAAGCACAUAUGUAACCUCUAUCUCCUUCG